AAUGUAAAUACGUCUAUUAUAACCAAUGGAAGAAUAUUUGAUCGGACCGUGAGCGGACCGCUAGUGUGUAUCGGGCCUUAGGGUUCGGUUACGUAACGACACCGUGCCUUCUACAAUAAUAACUGUGUUGUCUAGUUCUCAGCAGUCUCUCAAGAUGGUGUCCAACACGAGUACUGCUGUGAUACUCUUAAAGUGUUUAUUAUUAAUUACCUACCCAAUAUGUAUUACUGCAGCAGACUACUGUGUUGCAAAUUUAAAAGAUGGAAAGUACAUAAGUGAAUAUCGUUUGCCACCCGACAUAAUACCAGUACACUAUGAUAUUUCGCUAAACUUGUUUAUCACGGGACCCAAGUUCAGCGGUAAAAUUGAUAUUACCCUCGAGAUCAAUUGUAGAACGCAAUAUAUAACUUUGCACGCACACAGGCUGGAAAUAGACAAAUGGCAGACAAAAUUAUUUUAUCAUAAGAACGGUACGAUUUAUACGCCGGCGGAACAUAGAUAUCGAAAUCAACAAGUUCUAGAUCUUUCCUUCAAUACUACGUUGGAACACGGAAACUACACUCUACGUUUUAUGUAUGACGGUUACUUCUCUCACGGAGAUGAAGGUCUUAUCAAAAUUCCCGAUACAAGCCUAAAAAGCGAAUAUACGAAAUGGAUGGUGAUAUCGCAAUUCGGCAAGAUUGGUGCUCGACGAGUGUUUCCGUGUUGGGAUGAGCCUGCGUUAAAAGCCACUUUCAACAUUUCCGUGAAACAUCAUUUACAACAUUUAGCCUUCUCGACUAUGCCAAUACGAAAAGAAGUGAUUGAUGACAGCUUAGAGGUGUGGUCCCACUUCAAAAAGACUCCCAAAAUGUCUACUCACCUGCUCGGGAUUGUAGUGAUCGCAGUUAAUCGUUGUAACAUCGACAGUAUCUUCCAAAUGUGGUGCAGACCGACUGUUCUCGUACCAGAAGAUUUCAAACAAACUGUCAGGCAGCAAUAUCGUACGAUGCUUAACCACAUGACAAAACACACAAAUACUUCCAUGACAAUUGCCAAACUUGAUAUCAUCAUUGUACCAGAUUACGUACCGACUAAUUCGACUAUUUGGGGAAUACAGCUUAUGAAAGAGAUAUGGAUUACUGGCAAAAGUAACGACGCAAACGAUUUUAACCAAAUUCAAAAAUUCAAUCUGACAAGCUUCCUAGCACAUGAAAUGGUAAAACAAUGGUUUCUUUCUGUUAGUCCGCCUUGGUGGUCUGACAUGUGGUGGUUCAGCAAUGGACUUGCUCUAUUCUACAAAGCGUUCAUCCUUGGCAAGAUGUAUGAAGAACGAAUGAUGGAUUUUAUAGUACCUAGCCUACAGGAAAGUCUUCGUUUAGAUGACAUUCGAUCACAAAACAAUAUAUUAUACUAUACUAAAAAUGAAACAGAUUUUAUUGAAUCUUUUAUUGUGGUAGACAGAACACUUAUCCUAUUGCAUAUGUUGAAAUCUUUGGUCACUGUCAGUGUAUUCCAUAAUGGUGUCAGAAUCUAUUUAGACAGACAUCAGUUUGGUUCGGCUACUCCUGAUGAUUUCUGGGACGCUAUGCAAAGUGCCCUAGAAGAUACAGAAUACCAAUACAAUUUUAAGAUAAAAGAAGUAAUGCAUAACUGGUUAAAUCAAACCACGUAUUCUUUGGUAAAAGUGAGACGUGAUUACUUGCGUGGCAAUGUGUUUGUACGGCGGGUACCAAGGAAUGAUACUAAGGAAGCUUCUAAUAGCACAUGGAUACCUGUGACUUUUGUUACGAAUUACUCUGAGAAUUGUUGUAAUAAUAUGUGGAUAAGAAAUGACAGGAUGUCCGUUUUUAUUUUCAUAAAGGCUCGUCGUGAUUGGAUUAUAGUUAAUAAACAACAAGGCGGAUACUAUCGUGUUAAUUAUGAUGCUACAAAUUGGGAACAAAUUGGGGCUUGUUUAAAUUCUAAUGAAUUUACAAAAAUUCACGUCAUUAAUCGUGCACAACUUAUUGACGAUGUCUACUACUUCCUAGUGACAAAACAACUUCAUUACUUUACAUUUUUACAUAUCACGAAUUAUCUGCAGAGAGAAGUGGAUUAUGUACCAUGGAUAUCCAUGUUCCGAAUUAUGUCAUACCUGUGGAAAUUCUUUUUACUUCCAUUUAAAGAACCACUGGUUUUAGAGGCUUUACAGUCACAUAUGUUGGAGAUUCUAAGGGGACUUCUUAAAAACAUAGGAUACGAUGAUGAGAAUCACGAUGAUGGUAUUACAUUAUUGAUGAGAGGAACAGCCUUGAAAUGGGCCUGUAGACUUGGUGAUUAUGUAUGCAAGGAAAAGGCACGUACUAAAUUGGAGAUGCGGAGUAAUGAUGACUGGGCAGUGUUUAAUGGCAAGAGGUUUAUUAACAGGCUUACAUUUUCGUGGGAAGAAUGGAUAUAUUGCAGUGCCUUAAAGGAAGCAGACUCCGUGACUUGGAAUAAAGUUUGGAACAUAUUUGGAAGAACACAUCAGCAUAAAAUGUUAGAAUUAUUGACUUGUUCUGAAAGUCCGGGAAAAAUUAUGGAUUAUUUCGCCCUACUACCUUCAUUAGUAAACGAACACAAAUCACAAAUUACAGACAAUCAGCAUUCUCAUAUUUUUGGUAUACUUGUUAGAAAGCAUGCACACAGAAAUGAAGUACUUGACUACAUAUUACAGAAUUUCACAGAUGUGAAACCUAGAUUGUAUUCUAAAACUACGUUAUUAACAGAUAUUAUUUCAAACGUAUAUUCCGAAGAACAACUUAACAAGACAUACAAUGUUUUCAAGCAGGACACUGAAGUGUCAGAAAAUUUGACUACAAUGAUAAAUGCGCGUUCAAUCCAGCUCCAGGAUAUGAUGACCAGUUUUUUCGAAAUUUCUCGAAAAAAUGUUUUACAGGUGUCCAACACGAGUACUGCUGUGAUACUCUUAAAAUGUUUAUUAUUAAUUGCGUGCCCAAUAUUCAUUACUGCAGCAGAUGAUUGUGCUGAGAAUUCGAAAGAUGAAAAGUGCAUAACUAAUUAUAAUUUGCCACCCGGUGUCGUACCAAUGCACUAUGAUAUUUGGUUAAACUUGUAUAUGUCAGGAGCCAUGUUUGGUGGUGAAACUAAUAUUACGAUCAAGGUUCUUUACGCAACGCAAUACAUAAGUUUACAUUUAUUAAAGCUGGAAAUAUACCAAAGGGAAACAAAAUUAAUUAAUCAUGAGAACGGUACGAUUUAUACGCCGAUGGAACAUAAAUAUCGAGAUCCACAAGUUCUAAUUCUUUACUUCACUAACACGUUAAUACCCGGAUUCUACACUCUGUGCUUUAAGUAUGACGGUUACUUCUCUCAAGAGGGAGGUCAAGGUUUUCUUAGAGUUCCUCAUACAAAAUUACCACACGAUAUAAAAUGGAUGUUGAUAUCACAAUUCGGCAAGAUUGGUGCUCGACGAGUGUUUCCGUGUUGGGAUGAGCCUGCGUUAAGAGCCACUUUCAAUAUUACCGUGAAACAUCAUUCUCAAUACUCGGUCUUCUCGACUAUGCCAAGACGAGAGGAAAAGAAUUUCUCCACUUCAGUAAUACUGUCCUACUUCGAGAGAACUCCCGUAAUGUCUACUUACUUCCUCGGGAUUGCAAUGCUUGCAGUGCGUCGUUGUAACAACGACAAUAUUUUCCAAAUAUGGUGCACAGAGAAUUUGAACGUAACGAAGGAUUUCGUACAGAGUGUCGGUCAGCAGUAUCGUAGAAUCGCCGUUCAUUUGACGCAAUACACAAAUACUUCCAUGAAAAUUCCCAAACUUGAUAUCAUCAUUGUACCAGAUCACGUACCGACUAAUUCGACUAUUUGGGGAAUGCUGCUUAUGAAAGAAUCACAACUGAUUAUCGAUAAAAAUAACGAAAUUCAGAAAAUCAAUCUGACAAGCUUCCUAGCACAUGAAAUGGCAAGGCAAUGGUUGCUUUCUAUAUCUCCGACUUGGUGGUCUGACAUAUGGUUAAACAAUGGAAUUGCUCUAUACCUCAAAGUGUACAUCCUUAGCCAGAUAUAUAAAGAAUGGCGAAUAAUGGAUUUUUUAACACUCAGCCUACAGAAAUGUCUUCAUUUAGAUGAUAUGCUAACAAAAAAGAAUUUAAUAUUCUAUACUGAAAGUACUCAUGAAACACAUUUUAUUGAAUCUUUUAUUGUUGCAGACAAAACACUUGUCCUAUUGUAUAUGUUGAAAUUUUUGAUUUCUGACAAAGUAUUCCGAAAUGGGAUCAGCGUCUAUUUAGAGAGACAUCAAUUUGUUUCGGCUACUCCUAAUGCUUUCUGGGACUGCAUGCAAUAUGCAACCGAAGAGAGCACUGAAUACAGCAUUGAUAUAAAACCUGUAAUGCGUAUCUGGUUAAAUCAAACGACAUAUCCUUUGAUAAAAGUGAAACGAAAUUACGAAUUUGACGAAUAUGACGAAAUUACGAUAUCACAAGCACAUUAUGGCACCACGAAAGUUGACCAAGUCGAUAGAAUGUGGAUACCUGUGACUUUCGCUACGUAUUCGUCUCCUAAAGUUUCCGAUCCUGUGCCUACUAUCUGGUUAAGAAAUGAUAUGGCUCUGAUACUUUCAGUUGCUUCAAGUAAUUGGAUCAUAGUUAAUUUACAACAAGCCGGAUAUUACCGUGUAAAUUAUGAUGCCAGAAAUUGGGAGAAAAUCGGGGCUUGUUUAAAUUCUGACGAAGUUGCAAAAAUAGACGUCAUUAAUCGUGCACAAAUCAUUGACGACGCCUAUCACUUCGUAGUGCAAAAACGGCUUGAUUCCUUUAUAUUUUUACAUAUCACGAAGUAUCUAUCGAAAGAAGUAGAUUAUAUAGCAUGGUUUCCCAUGUUCCGAAUUUUGUCAUACCUGUGGAAAUUCUUUUUACUUCCAUUUAAAGAACCUGCGGUUUUAGAGACUUUAAAGACACAUAUAUUGGACAUUUUGAACGGGCUUCUGAAAAACAUAGGAUACCACGACGAUUUUGUCGAUACUAAUAUUAAAAAAUUGCUGAGAGGAACCGCUUUAGAAUGGGCUUGUUCUCUCGGUGAUUCUUUUUGCGAAAAACUUGCAUUGGAUAAAUUUAACGAGCGUAUUAAAAAUUUCGAGCAAUUUGGCACUAUAUUGCCAUGGGAAAGAUGGAUAUAUUGUACUGGCUUAAAGGCAGCGGACCUUGACACCUGGAAUAAAGUCAUGACCUUAUAUUUAAAAACACAUCAGGAUAUAAUCUUAGAACUUGCGACUUGCUCUGAAAAGCCGGAUGUCGUCAUCCAUUAUGUUGGCUUUCUACAUGUAACAGUGGACAAUUCAGUAAUCACACGCAAACAGCAUUCUCACAUUUUUGAUAUACUUAUUUCAAAGUAUUCACGGAACAAUGAAGUACUUGACUAUGUAGUACAGAAUUUGGAAAAGGUGAAACCUAGAUCGUAUUCUAGAUCUAUGGCAUUAAAACAGAUUAUUUCAAACAUGUAUUCCGAGGAACAACUUAAUAAGAUGCACAAUUGUAGAUGUAUGAAGCAGUACGCUGACAUAGCAGAAGAGGUGACUACAACGAUAAGUACGCGUUUAAUCCAGCUCCAUGAAAUGAUGGACAACUUUCUAGACCGUUUUGCAGGUAUAACGAGAAAGAGAUGGAUAGAUUUAUCUUAAAUAAUUAAUCAAGUUAAUGGACUGUUUAAUAUAUUCACCAUUAUAUUAAUCUGAACGUUCUAUUAAAUAUAACUGUUGAUAUAC
Molecule: messenger RNA, 5725 nt
Organism: Ooceraea biroi (clonal raider ant)
Lineage: Eukaryota; Metazoa; Arthropoda; Insecta; Hymenoptera; Formicidae
Biological process (GO): proteolysis; peptide catabolic process
Cellular component (GO): cytoplasm; membrane
Molecular function (GO): zinc ion binding; metalloaminopeptidase activity; peptide binding
Source: RefSeq, a predicted model, not a curated record